AUGAACGAAAAUUUAUUUGCCUCUUUUAUUACCCCAACGAUAAUAGGAUUACCUAUUGUUGUACUCAUUAUUAUAUUCCCAAGUAUAUUAUUUCCAUCAACAGGUCGACUGGUUAAUAACCGUUUAGUCUCAAUUCAACAGUGAUUAAUUCGUAUAACAACUAAACAAAUAAUGACUAUCCAUAGCAAAAAAGGACAAACCUGAACACUCAUACUAAUUUCACUUAUUAUAUUUAUUGGUUCAACAAACCUGUUGGGCUUAUUACCCCACUCUUUUACCCCAACCACUCAACUAUCAAUAAAUCUAGGCAUAGCUAUUCCUCUUUGAGCAGGUACAGUUAUUUUAGGCUUCCGUCAUAAAACAAAAGCAUCCCUAGCACAUUUUUUACCUCAAGGAACACCACUACCUUUAAUUCCCAUACUGAUUAUCAUCGAGACAAUUAGCCUAUUUAUUCAACCAAUGGCAUUAGCAGUACGACUUACAGCAAAUAUCACUGCAGGACACCUACUUAUCCAUUUAAUUGGAGGAGCUACCUUAGCACUAAUAAGUAUUAGUAUAACCACUGCCUUUAUUACAUUUAUUAUUCUAAUUCUAUUAACAGUACUGGAAUUUGCCGUUGCUUUAAUCCAAGCAUAUGUUUUCACUCUACUAGUAAGCCUAUAUUUACAUGACAACACCUAA
Myotis myotis is the source of this 681-nucleotide messenger RNA. The record is from the annotation of a RefSeq genome assembly. NCBI's taxonomy places the organism in Eukaryota, Metazoa, Chordata, Mammalia, Chiroptera, Vespertilionidae.